This is a messenger RNA of Symbiodinium sp. CCMP2592, 630 nucleotides long. NCBI's taxonomy places the organism in Eukaryota, Dinophyceae, Suessiales, Symbiodiniaceae. The record is from the annotation of a GenBank genome assembly.
AUGGGCACACGAAGGAGAACCCUUGGUCAUCCUCCUCUUCAUAUGGAUCGCCAUGAUCACGCAGACGGUGUUGCCUGCGUGUUUGAGCGAAUAUAUUGCCUUCUUCGUUCGCCGGUGUUUUCAUGCGCUGGUGGGCAUGCUCAUGAACGUGUUGCUUGUUCCAUUCAGGCUUGUUGGGCUCAAACCAAUCUUGAAGUUGGAGUGCUCCCGACUGCAGCUAUGAAGCUGGCUAAGGAUUUGGAGAAAAUCCGCAAGAUUCGCCGUCGCCUUGCGAAGAGCAAGCCCAUUGUUAUGAUGCCAACAGGUGGGAAAACACCGGAUACAAAGCUGGUUGGUACUGUGGCCUUGCAGUGCAACAGCGAUGCCAUGCUUGUUAUGGCAAAGUAUUUCGGUGUUGAGAAGCGUGCUACCAUUCCCUUCCUAGAAAAGGAGGUUCAAAAGCUCUUCGAGACCGUGGGUCACGAUGCCGGAAACAAGGAGGACAAGGGAGUUCGGCAGCUUUUCCGAAUGAUCCAGCGGGCCCGCAAUGAGCUCGCAGAUCAUGGUGAAGCCGAGCCUGAGGAUAUUCAGGCUCCGGGUGCGGAUGAACGCGGUCAUGAUCCCGAGAUGAUUGAAAGCCGCCGAGGAUGA